AUGGCGGACCUACACCAUGGCACGUUCUCCUACUCCACCGGGCCAACUGCCGCAGACGUCCUUCCCAGAUCACAAUCUGAAAACGCCAGAUCCCAACUAGUCGAGGACUCAGCCGCAACCCAAAAACUCAAGGCGUUGCAGGCAGUGUUUCUAAGUGCCCUAAAAACUUCAUUAGAUGCCCAUUCUUCCGCUCUUCCAAUCCUCUCCUUUUCGCCAAUUCAUGCUCUAGCCCUAGAACUGGAGCCAUUCGAAGAAGAGCCACUAAAAGCCAUCGCGUUUGGAAACAUCUCUCCCGAUAACUAUAUUGACCUGUUCUGGGACAUUACCAACGAGCAAAACGAGCUAUCAUGGGGGAAAUUUACUGUUUAUGAGGCAGAGCAAUCUUCCGAGCCGCGCUUUCUCGUGUGUUUUAAAGCGCAACUGUUUGAACUUCGAUAUAUUCGAUGUGAUGUCUUGGUUCGAGAAUAUCCAGAGGUAUCCGAUGCACCUGAUUCAUUCUUGCAAGACCCGCAAAAUAGUAUCCACAAGUCGGUUCAAGAUGCUGUGCAAAUGAUCCGCCGAGGAACCGAUAUGCAUGACCAUCUAGAUGAAUUUCCAUCGAUUCGCACCGCGUACUCGUACAUCAAGAGAUGGGCGGCUAUAAGGGGCCUCGCCAAUGCCUUUCCCGAUCAUCAUAUUUUCAAAAGUCUCUUGAAAUACCAGAAGACGAAUCCUGAUUUGGCUACUCCACGUCAAGUUGGCGAUCCAAGCUCUUCUGCACUGAUCACGGAGUUCUUCAAACAAGAUGCCCCUAAAACUGAUUCCAUUCCGGCCCCUACGGGUUACAGCUCGUUUAUUACCAAAGACUGGGAGAACUUGCUAGUAAAGCUGGAUUCCCUCCGGUUGGAUGAGAAAUGUGCAUUCCCUCACACCAUACGAGUGGCAGUUACAUACUCCGGGAGAUCGCCAGUGAAGGGGGCGCAAUGGUUGUUGAUGGUGCAGCGCAGAUUAGACAAGCUCAAAGACCGUCUUGAAAGUCGCAUCCCCAACACACCAAUCGUCCAAAUUUGGCCUCAACGUCUGGUCUCCGAAGAUGCGAUGCUGGGAGACAAUGUCUACGAAGGCCACUUCGUACUCGGUCUCCGCCUCUCCCCAGCAACUAAGCAAGCCGAUCUACAGUCAGCUCAAGAGAUCGCGGAGACUUGGAGAAAACAAGUCGAGAACGAUAAAGCCACGCUUAAAAACCAAUGUUUCGUCCGGAUUGUCGUUGACAAUAUCCCCACAGGGCUCAAAAUUUGCGGGAGAAAAUGGCCAAGAGUCAUUUUAACUGGAGAGAAUACGAACCACUCAGACUCUGAUGGCGAAUCCUCACAAUUCCCCAAGAAGAAACGGUCUAAAUCCCCUCUUGCAUCCUCUACAAGCACACCUCACUCCUCUGACACAAAAGCAAAACGCUUCCGCACCGCCUCCGAAGUCCUAAACCGCUUGAAAUUCGACAACAAUUACAAUAUUGACGAAUGGGCUAUUGGGUAUAUCGACCGUGUCAGAGAUAUGAUAUUGGAGAAACCGGCAAGUGAUUGGGAUAGAGAGACUACAGCCGAGGAGUUUAUUCCGGAGCAUAGGAUUGAGUAUUUUAAGAGAUAUAGUCCUGGUGGGGAAGGGGAGGUUGGAGAGGAAAGGGGUGAGAUUAUGUGGAGUAAGAAGCAGAAGUUGGAUGAGAUCUUUAGGAGUGGGUAG
This is a messenger RNA of Venustampulla echinocandica, 1716 nucleotides long. RefSeq lists its product as uncharacterized. The transcript has 3 exons. The coding region runs from base 1 to 1716 and encodes 571 amino acids. The record is from RefSeq and is a predicted model, not a curated record. NCBI's taxonomy places the organism in Eukaryota, Fungi, Ascomycota, Leotiomycetes, Helotiales, Pleuroascaceae.